ACAAAGAAGGUCCAGAUAGGCUAAAUGCUUCUCGAGCCGAAUGGCUUUUAGAGAAAACCUAUUCGCACGCUUUGUCUUGCAUUACAUUACAGUCGAGAGAACAAGCGUGGGGAAAGCAGACUCGCCCGCCAUUGGUCAGCAGCGAAGGAGGGUUUUAUCAUGGACAACAACUCGGAAAGUCAUAAAUUUUGCGUAUCCAUUAAAAGGUCAGUUUUCUGAAGACUCUGGCACUGAGCACAUUUAUCGUUAGUUUCCGCUUGAUUACCAACAGUUCAAGGGUAGGCUACGUAUGUCGUAGCUAUCACCAAAACCGCCCAAGUUCGAGCUGAAGUACCAUAAAUGUUACGUGACGUAGUGAAUAGCCUACUCGGUUUACAUUUAGCGUGUUAAAACUGGUCUUGAAUCAUGCGUUUCGAUUGUGUCCGGAGGGAAAUACACAAGCUAGCUUGAUAGCCUUCAGGUUCAUUUUGAAAUCAAAAAUGAAAGCGCGUUACAUCGUCUCAGAGCAAAUCGACGACUGACAGGUCACACAGCAGGAUUUUUAGCUACCGACGUGGGUUUAGUUGCUGUUAUUAUGUGCACGGUAGCUAAUGUUGGUGCAGCGAUGAACAAGAGUUGUGAGAGAAACAUGGAAGCAAAGUUGGACGUAAAUAAGCCAGACGCCUGUUUGGAACGGAUAUUUACAGCCCUGACUGUGGACGAUGUGUAUGAAAUCGCCAAACUGAUCGGGUCCGAGGUCGAAAAGCUAAUUGAUAGCUUUGGUAAAGAGAGCGUCGAGGGCUUGGUGCCUAAAAUAGUUAAAGUUCUGGAGUUUCUGGAGAGUUUCGCAGCUAGGAACCAUGUGCACAGUUCCAAAGAAGAGGAGAUCUUAAAGGCAUUCGAGGCUCUGCAGAUACAGAAACAAAAGAAGAGGUGCGUGAAAGACUCUGAGGACGACAGUUACAAUAAUAACGAAAUAAGGGACCUCCAGCAGAAGGAGCAGAAAUGGAGGAAGAGAUCAGAGGAGCUCGAGGGCCAAAUGCUGGAGCUACAGGAGGAGAACCAGGAACUGCUCACUCAACUGAAGAGCCACAGCAAGGGAGGCCAGGUCCAGCAGCAGGAGCGGGAGCUGAUGCUGAAGCUGAAGGAGGUGGUGGACAGACAGAGGGACGAGAUCAGAGCUAAAGUCCAGGAGAUCAGCAGCGUUUCCAAAGAGGUGGAGGCGUUGCAGGAGCAGCUGGAGCGCUUUAUGAAGAUGAACGGUGAGCUGCGGCACAAGCAGAGCGUCACGCAGACGCAGCUGAAGAGCGCAGUGGAGCGCAGCGACCUGGAGGCCGACCUGUGCCACAAACAGAAAGAGAUCCAGAGACUGAGCGCCCAGCUGGAGAGCAGACCCGCAGGGUGAGUGUGUGCUGACCCCGGGAAGGCGGAGCUCGACCUGACGGACAAACUGGUCAUCGACCUGAAGGACCCGGACAGGCCCUGCUUCACCAAACAGGAAGUCCGGGACAUGCUGUACGAGAGGAACGAGCUGAAGGCCAACCUCUUCCUGGUGCAGGAGGAGCUGGCCUACUACCAGAGGUGGGCGGGGCUUAGGGGGGGUCGUGGAAAGUUGGGUGUGGCUUAUCUCCAUAGUGACGAUGAUGCUAAGGGACCUCUCUUUGAGCGCAAAGGGAGCACAGACUGCACUGAUGGGAAACCGCCUGAGUCCCGCAUCAGGAACCUGUGAGUUUGUCCUUCGGGCAGUGGAAAGAGCCCAG
Messenger RNA from Anguilla rostrata (American eel), 1739 nucleotides. It is a transcript of the gene rilp, whose product is annotated as Rab interacting lysosomal protein. Gene Ontology annotation, biological process: cilium assembly. Gene Ontology annotation, molecular function: protein dimerization activity; dynein light intermediate chain binding; small GTPase binding. Gene Ontology annotation, cellular component: ciliary basal body; cytoplasm. The record is from RefSeq and is a predicted model, not a curated record. NCBI's taxonomy places the organism in Eukaryota, Metazoa, Chordata, Actinopteri, Anguilliformes, Anguillidae.